CUCCACAACGCUGUGCAGUCCAGUCCUGUUUGGCUGUGUCACUGUGUGUGGCGCCGUGUAUGUGUAGCUAGGGCUAGUGGUGUAGCUAGCGCCUUGUACAAGCUAGGACUGGUGCUUCUCCAGUCCUCCUCUUCUCCCUCUACCUAGCUUGCUUCUGCUAUAAAGGGCGCCGGCUGAGGCAGGGUAAUCGAUAGGGAGGGAGGCGAGAUGACUCGAUCAAGGCCGACGACCACCAUGGGGGGAUCCGUACCAGACCACCACCAGCAGCAGCACGACGGGGAGGUGGACGGCGGGCAGCUGCAGCACGGCGGCGAGCACGUGGAGACGGUGAUGCCCGGGUUCCGUUUCCACCCGACGGAGGAGGAGCUGAUCGAGUUCUACCUCCGUCGCAAGGUGGACGGCAAGCGCUUCAACAUCGACCUCAUCGCCUCCGUCGACCUCUACCGCUACGACCCAUGGGAUCUCCCCGCACUGGCGUCGAUCGGGGACAAGGAGUGGUUCUUCUAUGUGCCUCGGGACCGCAAGUACCGGAACGGCGACCGGCCGAACCGGGUGACGCCGUCAGGGUACUGGAAGGCCACGGGGGCGGACAGGAUGGUGAAAGUCGUGGAGGGCAACCGCUCCAUCGGCCUCAAGAAGACGCUCGUCUUCUACGUCGGCAAGGCACCCAAGGGCCUCCGCAGCAGCUGGAUCAUGAACGAGUACCGCCUGCCACACGGUGAAACCGAACGGUACCAAAAGGAAAUUUCGCUCUGCCGGGUCUAUAAACGCCCAGGGAUUGACGACAACUUCCACCUCACCGGCACAACAACAAGGUCGCCUGGCUCCAGAGCGGCGGCAACCAGGCACAGUACAGCAGCGCACCGGACGUCAGUGGCAACUCAUCGCCAGCAGCCGCCAGUGUUUGUCGAGGGUGGCGGUCACCACUCAUCAUCUGCUCUCAAGGCGUAUAACGCGCACACGACCCAAGGAACAAAUGCAGCCGGCACCAUGGCAUCACUGUCGGCGGCAGCGGCAGGGGCGCCGCCGCCGGCAAUGUUUCGGUCGACGGCCUCUGUAGCCUCGCUGAGCUCCACGACCUCGACAGAGGAGGAUGGCACAUCGCUCUACCACCACCACCUCAAAGGACACAACAACCCAGCAGUAAUGCAACUGCAUUCUUCCACGCACGCCACGCUGCUCAACACCAAUUCCUCGGCAAUGGCGACCAUCCCGAUCGAUGAGCUGAGUCGGGCGAUUGGGUCCUACAGCCAAGCUUCAAACCCUAACCAGCCCACGGCGCCACUGCAAGGCCCUUUGCUUAACUUCCCUAGCUUGGAGAAGAUCUGGGACUGGAACCCUCUCCUAGAAUCUCCAAAGGUUUGCACAAGCUUCAAGUAACUUCUUAGUUGCAUGAAUGGAUCAAUGCACCUAUCAUAUAUAUGCCUCCCAUUAUUUGUAUACUUAUGUAUAUGUAGACAAUUAUCCGGGCUAGGACAAGGCUAUAUAUGUAAUGGAAUAGGUAACAAAUUAAGGCGGUUCUAGUCCCAUGCAAUUAAUUGGUGUAACACUGUCUGUGCAUUUCAAUUCCGAAUAAAGGUUAAUCAAAAUUAUAGAUAUGUGAUCCAA
Triticum aestivum (bread wheat) is the source of this 1608-nucleotide messenger RNA. RefSeq names its product NAC domain-containing protein 35. The record is from RefSeq and is a predicted model, not a curated record. The coding region runs from base 208 to 1380 and encodes 390 amino acids. Gene Ontology annotation, molecular function: DNA binding. The transcript has 3 exons. Gene Ontology annotation, biological process: regulation of DNA-templated transcription. Lineage: Eukaryota; Viridiplantae; Streptophyta; Magnoliopsida; Poales; Poaceae.